Messenger RNA from Scomber japonicus (chub mackerel), 471 nucleotides. Its product is annotated as myoD family inhibitor domain-containing protein 2-like. The coding region runs from base 1 to 471 and encodes 156 amino acids. The record is from RefSeq and is a predicted model, not a curated record. The transcript has 2 exons. NCBI's taxonomy places the organism in Eukaryota, Metazoa, Chordata, Actinopteri, Scombriformes, Scombridae.
AUGACGGGCAAGUGGAUCAGUGAGGCACGCAGACUGAGCACCAUCUCCGAGCAAGAAUCAGACAAGCCGGACCUUGAUUCCACCUCCCAUGAUGCCCUGGUUGGUAGUGAAUGGGGUGGAUCCAGUUUCUCAAUGUGUUCUGACAAGUUUAAGAACAACAGUAGUCAUUUCUCUUCUGAUGACUCAUACCAGCCAGACACUGGAGAUGACUGCGCAGGACUUCUGCUCGCUUGUCUGUAUUGUCGUUUCUAUGAGUUACUGGUCCUGCUACGGGAUUCAUGUGAGAGGGCUGUGAGCCGUUGUUUCCCCUCAUUCAAAUACAUCAAGGCGUCCAGUGAGAAGGACCAGCAGGGACUGGACUGCUGGAGCUGCAAACUGGAACUGGACUGUCAUCUCUGCGGCUCUUCUUGUAAGGAUACAGCAGAACUUCUAGAGCUGGCUAUGGAGAUGUCAGAGGUGUGCCAUCGCUGA